Molecule: messenger RNA, 5052 nt
Organism: Stylonychia lemnae
Lineage: Eukaryota; Ciliophora; Spirotrichea; Sporadotrichida; Oxytrichidae
Source: the annotation of a GenBank genome assembly
AUGCAAAAUAUUUUAUCUACAAACAAAAAGCACGCUUUCAGAGCUUUAAGAUUCUCAUAACUGGCUCAAACACCCAGCAGAUAAAUCUCCCAACUCAACUAAAAACACUAAAAUACAUCUCAUAAGCAAAGAUUUGAAAAAGAUUAAUCUAAGUCUUGGAUUUUCAAUAGCUUGGUAGGAUUAGGAUCAUUAUUUUUGGCUUAUUAAGCUACUUAAUAGCAUCAAGCAUUUGCAGAAGGAGAAAACUAAUAAGAAGAAUAGAAAGAAUUUUAAUCAGUUUAAGAUGUUCAAGCCAAUACUGAAGAAAAUUAAUAGGUAAAGCCUUAGGAUCAAGAAGUUUAACAGUAAAAGUAAGAGUCAAUAAUGAAAGAUCUAGUAGGAGAAAAUAUCAAAGAAGUCAUGACUAACAAAGAAAAUAAAUUUAUCUUUUUCUACAGAUCAUCAAAGCUUUCUCAAGAUGAUUUCUAGAAAGUUGAGGAACAUGCUACUAAAAUGUUCAAUGGUUUAAGAAUAUUGCCAUAUAAAAUUGAUCUCGAUUCUGAAUUUAAUGAAUUAUCUAAGUACCUUAAAGAACGCAACCCAGCCACUGAGGCUACAGUUGAUAAGUAAAUUGAAGAUAACAGUUUCCUCUUAGCUAAUCAGUAUGGAGAUAUCUGGUUCUGGGAAUAUGAUCUUAUAAAAUAUUUCUUUGGAGAACUCCUUGAACAAAUAUUCAACUUUUAUCAAGGGCCAUUAAAACUUAUGGCAGAGGAGUAGAUUAUUAUGAAUUCAAGUACUGGCAAUGAUUUCCAUAUAAUUGCCUACAUUGAUGAUUAUAAUAAUGUAGAGGGUAUGAAAAAAUUGAAGAACUACAGAAAGUUCCAUACCAAAAAUACAGACAAGUUCUUUCAUUUCAAAUUCUGGCUCACUGAGAAUAAAGAGCUAGCUUAGAAACUGAAAAUAGAUACUAAUCCUGAGGCAAUUGGAUAGAUUUACUUGGUGAGACAAAGUAAUCAUUUUAACAAUAGAUAAAAGAAUGUCAAGUUGUGUGAUUAUGACUAUCAUAGCCAAAAGAUUCUUUCAGCAGAAGAUGUAAACAGAGAUGUUCAAGGAGCUUAUGCUAAGAUACUUUAAAAUGCCUUCAAUUCACCAAUUGUAAUUCAUGAUUACAUGACCUUCGCCAAUCUAUCACAGAAAUACAAGUCUAGCUUGCUAGUGGUAUACUGCGAUGAAAAAGAAGAUCCCAAGAAGUACAAUGAGCUUUUGAGAUCUCUUAUUAAAGCAAGAAAAGCAAUGCCAAUCAAUCUGAAGCCAGAUGAAAACGGUGAGCUAUAAAAGAGCUAGAGACAUCAAGAUGUUAUCUUUGUGAUGAGUACUACAAAGAGUUUAAUGCCUAUUACUAAGAUCCAUUCAAGCUAACCUUAGGCCUUGUUCAUUACUCCAGACAGUGAGUUUGUUAAUCUAUUCAAUAACUACUUACCUUAGCUUGAAAAAGUUGAGGGAAUGUCCCCUGAUGAGUUUCUGAAGAAGGCGUUGAACAUUGACUCAGAACUAAAGGAGAUCAAGGAAGAAGAAAACCAGAAUAGGAAAGACACCAUGAAGUUGCUAUACUCACCUGACAGAUUUAUUAUGAAUAAGAUGUAUCAUACUGAUGACCCAGAGAUUUUAUCUGACUUCUAAAAGCUAGUAGACUUUGUAAAGUAAUCAGUAAAUGGUGAAUUGAAGUGCUACUGGGAUACUGAGAAUGUUCCCAAGACUAAGUAUGCUUAGAAAAUAGUAGGUGAAGACUUUGAUAAGAGAGUUAUGCAAGGAAACAAGGAUGCAGUAGUGUUAGUGUAUCACCCAAUUAAGGAAAAGAACAGAGAAUUGGUUGAUAAGUUUGAAGAAUUUGUGAGAACUCAAGAUGCUGAUUAAGGAAUCAGCCCAGAUGGUUAGGUAGUUUAUGGAAAAUAUAACGGCAUAAAUGAGUCAAAUACCUUCAAAAGUCCAAAGUAGCUGCCAUCAAUUUUAUACUUUAAAAAAGUUAAGGAUCAAGAUGAAAAAGAAAUCAUUGCUCUAGAUAGCAUUUAAGAUUUGCUUGUGAAAUCCCCUGCCAUGAGGAUAUUUGCUUAAAGCACUAGAAAAGAAAAAAGGAUCCAAGAUUUCAUCAGAGUAAAUACCCCCUCAACAGUGGCAAAUUCAAGAGUAUCGACUGUCAAGCACAGAAACUUCAUCAGUGUUCACGAUGGAAGUUAAUUCUUCUAGCAAACAUCAAGACCCUAGUCUAGCAUUAAUGAAAACGAUUAAAUCACAUCCAUUGCUUCGAGAAACACUAAUAGAUUCAGGAAUAAUACCUAGACCUAAAAUACUCAUAGACGCUAGAAUAAAGAGCAGAUGCAUCGAUCUGUGGAGUAAUCUGAGAGAACACUGGCCAAUAUCGAUCAUAUGAAUUCUAUUCAUAAUGACUCAGUUGAGUCUAAUCUUAAUAUGCCUAGUAUCCAUUACAAAACCAUCAAUUUCAGCAGACAGCCCUAAAACAAGCUCAACAAAAGUUAUAAUGGUUAUCCUACUUUUGUAGAUCGAAUGCCCAAUAGGAAUCUUGCUAAUUUCCAAGAUAUUUAUGGGCCUAAAUACUCAGAGUCCUAAUAGAGGAUAAAGAGUUUCAUUCUUAAGCUAAAAGAAACUAAGAGAGAGGAAGUAAACAAGACAUUCGAUGAUAGAAUUACAGAAAAAUAUUCAGAUUCAUAAGGAGAGGUUCAGUAGAGAAGGCUGAUACUUAUAAAAAGGCAUCAACUGCCUGGCAAGUCUAGGGAAUUGAGCAGAUUCGAAGAGAUAAGCUAGCAAUUCAAUUAGUACUAUAUGGAAAGUAAAAAGAACAAAGCUGCAAUUAAGAUUCAAAGAUACUGGAGAGAAUAUCAUUAAUUCAUGGUAAUGAAGUACAAAAAUUUAACUCUCAAAGACAUAUACAAUGGAAUUCAAGAAAUAAACUUAGAGCUUAAGGAUUAGCUUGUGCAGAAAGUCAUGCAACCUAAUUUAGAGAGGUUUUACCGUUCAAUAUGCAAGAGAGCUGUUUUCAUCAGGACUGUUACAAGUGCUGGAAGAUUAAUGAGACUAUUUAAAACUCUGGAGCAUGCGUUCAACAGUAAUCAGCAGAGAUGGUUCUACUACAAGUAUGAAAAGACCUUCGAGAAGCAAAUCAGAGAGAAAAAAGCAGAUAAGAUAUUGCAAUAUCAAAAUGUUAUAAGAUCGUAAGAUAAGGAUGAAAAUGAGAGACAGUUUAGAAUGAACGACAUCAAAAAAUUGCUAUAAAUUAAACCAUUUAGUCAAAUUAAGAUCGACUUCCCUGAGAAUCAAUACAUUUUCAGAGGCAGGAGAAACUCGAUAGGAUAAACUAGAAUCGAGAAAUUUAUGAAGGUUAUGGGAGAGUUCAGAGACCUAGAAUACAAUCACAAUUAUUAGCCUUCUCCUCCUAAGAAGCCUAACGCAAGGAAAUUACUUACUAAGCAAAAAUAAGAUUUAUAGAAUGAGUUUAAUACACUGCUUAAACAAGAAAUUGAGGAUUUUAAGAAGCACAUUGACUACAAACCGCCCAAGCCAAAACAUACCAGUCCUCAUAAAGCUAGCUUUAAAUCAAGAAAACAGGGUAGCAGCUCAUCAUUGAUAAAAAAGAAGCAGACUUAAAGAAAAAACAGUGAGAUAAUUCCAUCAUCAUUCAAGCGGCUAUUCAAUAGGAAUAGAACUAGAAUAUACAGCAAUGUAAAUGAUGGAUCUCCCUCAUCCAAUAAGAACUCAAAUGUUCCUCAAAGCUUUUCAAUCAAGGAAGGUAAUAUCACUAGAUUUCAUACACUGAUUCCAAGACCAAUGGACUAUGACAGCUCUAAAGACCCAGAAACUAUUUCAAUUGGGGAGUUUAAGACAUUCAAAUUAGGUUCUAUUGGCAAUAUAGAAACGACCUAGUCAGCAGAGGAGACAUCAUCUAGUGAUGAUUCAUCUGUGAAGUUCUACUAGAGAGAGUGCUGCAAAAAAUGUCUCAGAGUCAAGGAAAAUCCAGACGGUGUACACAAUCAUGAUCCUUGGAGAACCCUGUCUGAGAAGAUUUAAAGGCUCAGAAGUAAGGAAAAGCGAACACACAGAAUAAUUUUACAUGGAAUCAAUACCAAGAAUGAGAUGAAAGGUCAAGUAAGAGAUGACUAAGGCUUGGACAAAGAAAAAAUAAAGGAAAUCAGACGAAGGCAGUUCUUCAAUUUCUUUGCUGAUUUUUAUGAUAAAUAUGAACGAGGAGCUUUUGGUAAAGAUCUAUCUUAUCACUUUAGUGAUGAAGAGAAAGAGAAAAAUCUUAAAAGAUACUUCAAAAAAUACUACAGAGAUGACUUGUUUCUGCCCUCUGUAGUUGUUGAUAUACCGAUUGAGUGCAACAUGGCUGCCUAGAAAAGACUUUGCGAGUGCUAUAUAAAGAAAAACUAAUCAUAUUCUAAGAACAGAGUUCAGAGAAAGAUCAAGGUAAAGAUGCUGGUUGGCAGAGAGCAGUACGAAAAGAGGGAGGAGUAUCUCGGUAUGAGUCCAGGAAUAUAAAAUACCUUCGUCAUGGAGGAAAACAUGCAGGAAUUAAACGAACUCUUAAGGGAAAAGACUAAGUAAAUACAUAGGAGAAAUAGGACAUAACUUGUCUAGCCAAUGAAAAAGGAGGAGAUAUACAAUGGUUCCCUCGCAAAGAAAAUCCUAGAGAAUACUUUUGAAAGCAGAAUCGAGAGAUUAGCUGAGAUUAAGAACAGAAGAGAGUCUGUGAUUAGAAAGGGGGAGAUAGUAACUGAGAGUUUUGAGAAGGCGUUCCCUGAUUACAAUAAGAUAUUGACUUAAUAUGGAUCAAGUAGAAUUUUCAAUCAAAACAUGAAGCAAAAUGAGAGCUUCACCAAGAAGAACAAGUCAUCUCAUGAAAGUUCUGCUAUGAAUGGCAGGAAUAAUAAUCAUAAUUUGGAUUAGAGAUACAGUGGCAAGAUGAACAGAAAUAUCUGGCUGAGUAGGAUUGGCAGCACCUAGAAGUUUAAGUUCCUUGAUAGCAAGGAACAAAGCAUCAACUCAUCCAAAAGAGAAUGA